CUCUUAUCACUGUGUUCGUUCCUUUCCAUAUACACGUCCUUCCAAAGUGCAGAGUCCGAUGGCAACUGUACUGUUACAUCCACAGUGUUACUAGUUCGCGAUAAUGACGAGCAAUCUUCGUGAAAGAUAUAAUACAGUUAUGGUAAAUGCGAAAAACGUAGAGAAAUGAGACGAUGUUUGUUCUGGAGUUUACUUCGUAAGACUCCGCUUAAAUUACUACUUUAAGUAUGAAAGAUUUUGCAGCAUCUAUUAAAAUUAAAUUUGUCGCUUUAUUUUUGUUAAUUACACACGUGUGAGUUGAAGUAAUUAAGAUAACGCAAGGUUGCAAGAUUCUUUCGAAAGAGAUCAUGGAUAUCGUUGUAAAGUUGAACGAGCAAACGGCAGGGAGAGACAAAAUAAUCAGGUAUAUAUAGGUUACUACAAUAUGGAAGUCGAGCAUAUUGGUACUACGCUCAAAAUAUGCAUAGCACAAGAUACUCCGCAGAAAUUUUAAGGAGUUUGGAAUUCACUUUUAGCUCAUUUCGAAAACUACUGCGCUUUGGAAGAUGCUUAGACAGCUUCUAUUCUGCCCUAAAAAUGAUCAAGUAUCCCGAUCCUACGGUUCGAAUAACAUUAAUCGUGGCAAAGAUAACAAAUGCUUUGUACUUGAUGGCAGAUCAUUUCAUCUGGAUUGGCAGAGUAGGAAUUUUACGUGUCGAUCUAGAAAAAUGGAAUAAAGUUGCUAAUAAAUAUUGGCUACUAACCAUCGUUAUGAGUUUGACGAGAGAUAUUUACGAGAUUGUCAAGAUUUUGGGACACGAGAAGACGGCAUUUAAACAACAUCAUAUAUUAUCCUGUUUAAAAAAUCACAAAAAAGUGAUGAUGGAUACAGUUAAAAACGGAUGUGAUUUAUUCAUUCCAUUGACAGCAUUAGGUGUCACAAAAUGUACUCCAGGUACAAUAGGUUUUCUUGGGAUAAUUUCUUCCUUGAUUGGUUUGUACACAAUUAUCGAUCCACUUUAUAAGUUGUCCCCAUCCUAAGACGAUUCAUAAACUCGUAUACUCACUCGUCGUACUCCUAUACGAUGGUAUACGCGUAUAAUGUAUAUAUUCUUUAUGUCAUUCGUACAUGAUGUACACAUAUAUGGUUAGAGAGAAAGAGAGAGAGAGAGAGAGAGAGAGAGAGAGAGAGAGAGAGAGAGAGACAGUUGCGCACAAGUGUACAUAGAAACAGAAGCAAUAUUCUUAUAUUAAAAUGUUGAACACGUUUAUACGUAGUUGUGAUUAAAUGGAGAAAAUAUAUGGGAUUUAUAUAUA
Temnothorax curvispinosus is the source of this 1296-nucleotide messenger RNA. RefSeq names its product peroxisomal membrane protein 11B (gene Pex11ab). Gene Ontology annotation, biological process: peroxisome fission; regulation of peroxisome size. Lineage: Eukaryota; Metazoa; Arthropoda; Insecta; Hymenoptera; Formicidae. Gene Ontology annotation, cellular component: peroxisomal membrane. The transcript has 3 exons. The record is from RefSeq and is a predicted model, not a curated record. Bases 460 to 1020 code for a protein of 186 amino acids.